AUGGCAGGUGUGCUAGAUAUCUAUUGCAUCAAGCAGAAGGAAGCAAUGGGGUUGACACGGAUAGCCUGGGAGGAAGUCAUGGUUGAAAUAAUUGCCAACUGCUGGCGUCACACUCGGAUUGUCUCUCCUUGUGGUCUGGAUGGCUGCCUUCUACCAACUGAGGAACCUGCAGCACCACCUGAAGACUAUGCAAAUGAUGACAAUCUCUGUGCAGCAGUGGAAUGGCUGCAUAUCUCGAUCCAAGAACUUCAAGACCAUGGUAUCCUCCCUGAAGCACACAGAAUGGAGGUCAACAAAAUGCUCAGUUUUGCAGCAGAGGAGAACACAGCACAGGAGCUAACAGACAAGGAGAUCAUCGAGCUGGUGCAGGUACCAGAGGAGUCCGAGGCAGAAGAAGAAGAGGAAUAG
This is a messenger RNA of Dacryopinax primogenitus, 408 nucleotides long. RefSeq lists its product as uncharacterized. The record is from RefSeq and is a predicted model, not a curated record. Bases 1 to 408 code for a protein of 135 amino acids. NCBI's taxonomy places the organism in Eukaryota, Fungi, Basidiomycota, Dacrymycetes, Dacrymycetales, Dacrymycetaceae. The transcript has a single exon.